GCCCUGCCCUUUCUGUUCAGUUCAUUUUUUCGUUUAAUUACUCCGUUCAGUUUGGUUUAAUUUAGACAAUGACUCACUGUUUUUCCUCAACUCAGUUCAGUUCCCUCCCUUACACUCUCAAACUCAAAUUUUUCCUUUGCCUUUUUUCUUUAUCCUUUUCCCUUUAUCUCCCUUAAUUCUUACACUAACUCCAACUCUCAUACACCACAUUACAGACAACGACAUUUUUGUACAUGCUUCACUUCACUUCAUCUCUACUUAUCAUCACUUCAAAAAUUAUUAUAAGCCCAACCUAACAAAAAUUAAUCACUAUGGUAGCAGGUAAAGUAAGAAUAGCAAUGGGCUUACAAAAAUCGCCGGCAAAUACCAAAACCAUAACGACUCCGCCGAAACCGCCGGUUCCGUCACCGAAUAGCGGCAAGGUGUCCUCUCAAAAAGCGGUGUUUUCACGGUCAUUUGGCGUUUACUUCCCACGCUCCUCCGCUCAAGUGCAGCCACGUCCUCCUGAUGUUACGGAGCUCUUAAAGCUCGUUGAAGUGCUUCGUGACAGAGAGUCUAGGUUAAAAACUGAGCUGCUUGAGUUUAAGUUGUUGAAAGAAAGCGCCGCCAUUGUUCCGGUACUGGAGAACGAGAUAUUGGCGAAAAAUGCGGAGGUGGAAGCGGCGGCGAGACGAGUGGAGAGUUUAGAGAGUGAGAAUGAGAGGCUGAGAGUGAAAUUUGACGAAGAGAAACGAGAAAAUGAGAGGAAAAUUAAGGCAUUGGAGGAUGAGAUUUUGGAGAUGAAGAAAACGGCGUCGGAUAGAGAACAUGAAGAGUUUUUAGUUUCGUCUUCGCAGAGGUUUCAAGGUUUAAUGGAGGUUACUACAAAGUCUAGUUUAAUUAAAAAUUUGAAAAAAACGGUGAAAUGUGGUAAUAAUUCAGACAUUAAUGUAAAUUCUUCUGUAAGUUUAAAUAAAGAGGCGGAGAUUGUUGUAGAGAAACCGAGUCAUUCACGGUCUAACUCGGAGGAACUCACUGAGUCAACUCUGUUAAGAUCCCGAGUCCCUAGGGUUCCUAAACCACCUCCUAAACGGUCAUCAUCGUUAAACUCCGUUUCCUCUUCAACUUCAGUUAGUUGUACUUCUGAUCAAUCCGUUUCAGCUCCUCCUCCACCUCCACCUCCUCCACGGCCAGCGGCAGUGGUAAAGAAGACUGCUCCUGUGCCUCCGCCGCCGCCUCCUCCGCUGAAGGGAACAAGAUUAGUAGCAACGAAGGUGAGGAGAGUGCCGGAGGUCGUAGAGUUUUACCACUCGUUAAUGCGGAGAGACUCACGGAGGGACUCCGGUGCCGGAGGCUCGGAUGCUUUACCGGCAAACAACAAUGCUCGUGAUAUGAUAGGAGAAAUUGAGAACAGAUCGGCGCAUUUGUUAGCGAUAAAAACAGAUGUGGAAACUCAAGGUGAUUUUAUAAGAUAUUUGAUCAAAGAAAUAGAGGAUGGUGUCUUUACGGAUAUCGAAGAUGUGGUACCGUUUGUUAAAUGGCUCGACGAUGAGUUAUCUUAUCUGGUGGAUGAAAGAGCCGUGCUUAAGCACUUCGAUUGGCCGGAGCAGAAGGCGGAUGCUUUACGAGAAGCUGCAUUUAGCUAUUGUGAUCUCAAGAAGUUAGAAUCGGAAGCCUCAUCAUUUCGAGACAAUGUCCGACAGCCAUGUAGUGCUGCUCUCAAGAAAAUGCAGACUCUGCUUGAAAAAUUAGAGCAUGGUGUUUAUAAUCUAUCAAGAAUGCGAGAAUCCGCUAUAAACAAAUACAGGGGAUUUCAAAUUCCGAUAGAUUGGAUGCUUGACACAGGAAUUGUAAGCCAGAUAAAGUUGUGUUCUGGAAAACUAGCAAUGAAGUAUAUGAAAAGAGUAUCUGCCGAGCUCGAAAGUGUCGGUGGCGGACCUGAAGAAGAAGAGUUGAUAGUACAAGGUGUUCGAUUUGCCUUCCGAGUACACCAGUUUGCCGGAGGAUUUGACGUGGAGACAAUGAGAGCGUUCCAAGAGCUAAGAGAUAAAGCGCGAUCAUGCCAUAUACAAUGCCAAAACCAGCAGCAACAGAAAUUAGUAUGCAGGUCUACCACACCUUGUUAAUCUGUAGCAAACUCAGCUUCAGAACUGAUGCCCUUUUUUUUGUUGUAAAGAUAGAAUACUAUGUUUGUUAAUACAAUUCCCGCGGCCUAUGAGGAUUUAUUCAUUAAUCCAUUCUUUUCUCUUA
Molecule: messenger RNA, 2229 nt
Organism: Mercurialis annua (annual mercury)
Lineage: Eukaryota; Viridiplantae; Streptophyta; Magnoliopsida; Malpighiales; Euphorbiaceae
Product: protein CHUP1, chloroplastic
Exons: 6
Coding region: 312-2105 (597 amino acids)
Biological process (GO): chloroplast organization
Cellular component (GO): chloroplast outer membrane
Source: RefSeq, a predicted model, not a curated record